AUGGUAGUAUUUAGUGUAUGAAUGAGUGUCUUUAUCAAUGUAAGGAAUGGUUAAAUGAGAACCGUCUGGGUUAAUGAGGGUCGUUGGAUGUUGGGGUAGUAAGAGGAGUUAUAUGUAUGCUCUAGUGUCUGUUUUGAGGGGUUAUCCAAUUUAAUAAAAAUAUAAUUUGUUUCCCUCUGUUAAGGCUGAUUCUCUGAAUCAGAUCUCUUCUUCUUCUCUAAGCUUGAUUCUCACGAAUCAAGAGAGGUUUAUCCUCAAUUCUAUCACCCAAUCUUGUCAUGUAUCACCAGGUACAUGACAAUUGGUAUCAAGAGCCGUUUCGAUCCAUGGGGGAUUCGAUGGCAAGGUUCGAGGAAAUCACAUCAAAAUUGGAAGAAUUGAAUACGAAAUUGGUAGAAGUGCAGAAGCAACGUGAUGAUUUAGCAUCAACGAUGCUUACCAAAGAAGUUUUUUAUUCAACAAUGGAGAAAUAUUUUGGUAAGAAAAACUGCAGUCAUGAAGAUCCAGUAGGAGCUUCAAAGAUUACUUCGAAGUCAUCGGAUGAAGAAGAUCCUACUAAAUCAAUUGGAAUCGAAGACCUAAUUCCUACUUCUGUUGCUCAACCCUGUGAUUCUGAAGACUUCAGUGUUGUUACAUCGGAAGAAGCAAAAUCAAUUCCUAAUUCUGUUCAGCUCGAUUCUUCUUCUCAAGUCCUCAAUAGGGUUGAAUCUCAGAAAGUUAACUCAAUUUCCGCUGGCGCUGUUAAAGAAAAUGACGGUUCCUUCGAUUGUGUGAAUUGUCCAUUUAGUGAAACUGCAAAAACAGAUGUUAAGGACUCCACAUUGAUAAAUCAAACCACAAUUGAGUAUUUGAUUGUGGAAAAUACAAGGAUGGUUCAUUUGAUAGUCUGAAUUCUCUAUUUAAUGAAGCUACAAAGGCCAUUGCGAAUGCUUUCAUCAAGAUAAGUCAGGUUAAAAUUAUUGAGGUUAGUGGUGAGGAACUUAAAAUCUUAAAGGAGUGUGUCAUCAUUAUUCACAACAAAUUACUUGGUAAGGAAUGUUUUACCCUUAUUUUUAUCUAUGUUCGAAUUCUAUUUGAUCGUGGCAAGGAAAAUGAAACAAAUGAGGGGUGUUAUUUUUAUGAUAUAUAUAUAAUUCUAAAUUCUGCCUUACUUCUUGUUCGGUUGUUCGUAAGGAGUUGUUAUUCAUGGAUGCUUACUGUGAUGAAUUAGUUUAUGAGCUAAUUCCGAAGCUUGGAUACUGCUUAGAUUUGCUAAUUGAGUAUUCAACUGUGUUUUUGCUUGUUCAAAAUGGUGAUAAUCUGUUUGCUAAUUACAAUGGAAAGUGUGUUAUUGCACUUACUUUCAAACUGGGAUACCCGUUAAAGCUGCUACGGAAGAGCUCGAUUACAUUCAUUCUGGUUACAGGGGUUGAGACUGGUGUUGUUUGUAAGUGGUUAGAUAAAAGACUACAACAGGGGACAGUUCUAUGGUCCAGAUUGAUACUUCAUGUGACAGGUAAUAAAGAAGCUGGUACUGUAAGGGAAUUCUUUGAUCGACUAUCUCUUAGCAGUAGAUUCAGUUUCAGUGGUUCUCCAAUCUUGCAAUUGGGAGGUGGUUCACAAAAAUCUUUGAUGGCCUGUGUUGCUGCAAAGAAAUAUGGUGGGGAUCAAAUUAUGCUUGCUUAAUCUCGGGUUGUGCAGUAUAGAAAGUGGCAUUGUUUUUACUUUGUUUUUCACCGGGAUACCAGAAGAACUUGGCUCUAAAGUUUGUGGUAGUAAUGAAUAUUGUUCUGGCUGGGAAGAAUUUCUUAUAGAGAGGGUGAAAAUCAAAAAGAUGCUUGUAGCGGUUAAUGGUGGUGUAUGUUUUUAUGGAUACUUGAGGUGGAAAUUCAGAUUAUUUCUACAUGGGUUAUGGAGUGUGCGAAGUGUUACAGUGAAAGUUCACUUCUCAGUUGUCAGUUUUUACGAAAAAUGGACUUCUUAUUCUAAGAGCCUUGGGGUUGUUACAGUUUACAUAGCAGUUGUGUGGAACAGUGAUGAUGAUAAUACUCAUGCACAUGGUUUCCCUAAUACUUCUGUAGUUCUAACUUGUGAAUGGUUGAGAGUGGGUACAGGUGCACAUGUAAGUGAGAAUUUCGCCAGAAUCGAGUUGUUGUCUUUGUGUUAUGCUCGCCUUAUAUCCUGGUGGUGCUGUCGACUUUGGUCGCGGGUAUAUCCACCACCAAGGGGCUAUAUCCAAUUGGAGUUUUUACCAGGGGUAAGGAAACUUGAAUCAAAUGUGGGUACUAAUCUCCAUUAUGUACUGAUGAGCAUUCACAAUCAGAUUAGAGUCGUUCACAGGUCUGCACCAACAUUACCUCUUUCUGAAGUUGCGAAUUCUAUAUUUCUCGUAGUACUCAACUAUGUACUGAAGGUCCAAACGGAAUUUUUCAAGCACCUUUAGGUUUACUCUAAGGUUAUGGCCAUGAGUGUUAUUCCUUGUCAAAUUUGUGAAGCUACAAAGCUGAGGGGACAACUACAACAUUUCCUGGCAUACAAGGUCAAGACGGUCGCUGCAAGUGGUGCUUCUAUUGGCGCCUACUCAGCAGGAAGUUAUGAAAAUAAAGGGCCGGUUUACCUCGAGAAAAUGAACACUCAAGCAUCAACUCUACUGGUUCACCUCGAGGGAGUAAUUUUGAACUUUGAGACUCGCAGGUCAACAAAGAGGGCAGUGGGCAGCUGGACCUGCUAUACAGGUGUUUAUGGCUUCACAUGGGUUUUAAGUGGCAUGGUAGAUUCUGGUCUUCUGAUGCCCAACUCUUUGAUUUUCGAAGUGGUUAAUUUAACUUCAUCCUUGAGGACAAGGAUGGUUUCAAGGAGAGUGGAAUGUCAUGUACCCGGGAUGGUAGGGGAGCGCCCAUAUCCUAUAUGUGUCUGUCUUUAGUAAUAAUGAUAGUAUUUAGUGUAUGAAUGAGUGUCUUUAUCAAUGUAAGGAAUGGUUAGAUGAGAACCAUCUGGGUUAAUGAGGGUCGUUGGAUGCUGGGUAGUAAGAG
Molecule: messenger RNA, 3011 nt
Organism: Papaver somniferum (opium poppy)
Lineage: Eukaryota; Viridiplantae; Streptophyta; Magnoliopsida; Ranunculales; Papaveraceae
Exons: 2
Coding region: 279-890 (203 amino acids)
Source: RefSeq, a predicted model, not a curated record